CGUAGGCGCACAUCGAGUUCGAGUAUAAAUGGGGCCCCAGAGCCCAUGGUUCGGUACUCUCUCAGUCGCUCCGACUCGGGAACCAGAGCAUCAGCGGAGAUAGCUGCCAGUCUUUUGCCUCAGCAGGCUAACUCGCUUUCAGCUUUGGUUCAGAAUGGAAACUUCUACGAUCUCACGGAGCCGGCGGUGCUCCAUUGCGCACAAUUUUAAGAGUGGUCUCUCACUGUGGUUGGUCGUCUGGUUGGUUGUGGUGAAACCUGCUCCCGCUCAGGGCUGCCCACACCACUGUGUGUGUUACCCGUCCCCCAUGACGAUCAGCUGCCAGGCACAGAAUCUGACCAUUGUACCAACUGGAGUGCCCGAUGAGUCCCAGCGCGUCUUUCUGCAGAACAACCGCAUUACUGAACUGAGAGUGGGCACUUUCGGCUUUGGAACUCAGGUCCUCUGGCUUUUCUCCAACAACAUCACCUGGAUUGAGUCUGGUGCCUUCAGCGAGAUGCGUGACCUGGAAGAGCUUGAUCUGGGUGACAACCAUCACCUGCGCCGCUUGGAAGGGGGCGCCUUCCGAGGCCUGGAGAAGCUGCAGAGCCUGCACAUGCACCGCUGCAGGCUGGCGGCUCUGCCCCACGACAUCUUUCACAAGCUGUACAGCCUGCAGUUCCUCUACCUGCAGGAGAACCAGCUGCACUUCCUGCAGGACGACCUGUUCUCCGACCUCAUCAACCUGAGCCAGCUCUUCCUCCACGGCAACCGCAUCCGCACCCUGUCCGAGAACGUGUUCCGGGGCCUGGUCAACCUGGACCGGCUGCUGAUUCACGACAACCGCGUCCGGCAGGUCAACCGCCGCGCCUUCCGUGACCUGGGCCGCCUCACCAUGCUCUUCCUCUUCAACAACUCCCUGGCAGAGCUGCCCGGUCAGGCAAUGCGUGACAUGGACUCCAUCCAGUUCCUUCGGCUCAAUGGCAACCCUUGGUCCUGUGGCUGCGAGGCUCAGGCUCUGUGGGACUUCUUCCGCGCCAACCGCAUCUCCAGCUCCGAGCUCAUCUGUGCCUCUCCUUCCCCCCGCCGCGGCCUGGACAUGCGUUUCCUGCGAGAGAUGGACUUCGCCCUCUGCCCGCUGCCCGACCCCGGCUCGCUGGCUGGUAGCACCACCACCACCUUCAGCACCAAGACCCGCUGGUGGUUCUCCAAGCACAAGCCUGUGUCCUCCUCCAAGGGCAUCUUCGAGAAGAGUUCCGAGACCGUCAAGGCGUUCCCCUUCAAUGGGGGCAAGCCCACGUCGACCAAAUACGAGUUGAGCGAGGAUGAGGCCCUCCUCCCCAAGCUGGACCCUGAGGAGUACUGGGCCAACUACGGUAACGAAGACGCCGGUGCCACGCUGCGCUGUUUCGAGCUCGAGUGUGCGCCCGACUUCGAUGUCUUGCCACCCUUCUCCUCGGCAUCCUUCUCCUCUGUCACCUCUCGUUCAUCCCUCCUGCUGCUCUCCCUGUCUCUACUCACUGUUUCCAUCCAUCUUCUUUUUGGCUGAGUCCAUUUCCCCCGACGUGAACACUCCUCCUUGUCCCUUACAGGGACUCCUGUUUACACCCUCUCUCUUCUAAUCACCCUCUCUCUUCUCAACAUCUUCUGCCAGACUGUUGUAUCUCUGUUCUGUUCAGUUUGAGCCUCUAGGCCUCCAGGGCUCUAGGGGGCACUACACUGAUAGAGGAUACGUCUGGGGAAGGAGGGGGUUUGGGGUAGAUACCCUUGCAGAUUGUGCCAUUGCAUAGCUGCAAGGGGAAAUGUAUCGAUUCAUAAUCUCAGCCAGUACUGUUAGUGAGAGUACUGUGUUUACUUUUACCUGGUGACGUGUUUAUCUGCAACCAGUAUGUCACCACAGUCAGUGCAGGUUAUGGUUUCCUUCAUGUACAGCAUUUCUAUCUUCAGCUAUUUGUGCUAGUAGAUAACCGUGAUUGUGCUGUUGCUGCUACUAUUAGUAGUACUGCUGCUUUUGACUAGUGCCAAUACUACUCAUUACUGUUAUUGCAAGUGCUACUAUAUUCUAUUCCUAGGGCUGAUCAGUACCAUCAGAAUCAUCACUACUGUUACUAAAAUGAUUGAAGUCAUUCAGAUCAUCUAAUACUACUUUGCUGUGUUGAGUCAGCAUAUAAGAGAAUUUGUUGCCACAUUGUGCACAUUACGUAGGCUAAUAUUAGCAUAGAAUUAACAUGGAUGCUUUGAUUGAUCAGAGCUGAGGUCCACAGAGAGAAGAAUACCAGAGAGUGGAGGCAGGAAAUAUGCUCCUCUUCAGACAGUGUGAUGAGACGCUGUAGUGAAGAGGCAAAAUACGAAAACAGAGCUCUCAGUAUGGAGAGAACAUUUGAGUAAAAUCAUCAAAAGAGUUAGGCAGAAACAGAAUGUUCUAGUAUGAAAGAAUGUAAAUGGUCAGGGAGACAAGAGACAGCAGGCCCAGGUCAGAGAAAAGAAGAGAAGACAAGGACUUAUUUUUAUGACUAUAAUGAUUUUAUUCAUCAUUUUUUAAAGUUUUACUUUUCCUUAUGUGUUUGUAUGCAUCUGCAAUAUCAUUGUCAAUUGUAAAUACUUUGUCAUGGAGAGCACACUGUAUAUAUAGCUGUUUCCUUUCCAGUCUUCUUUGUUAUGAUUGUUUGUUUCUGUGAGUGAUGUAAUUUGUGUUGUCUGACCUAAUGCAAUAUGAUGUCUGGAGAAUGCAAGACCAGAAAUGUAUGACCUGUCUAUAAAUGUAUGUUUUGAUUUGAAAUAGAUUUACACAAUUCUU
Alosa sapidissima (American shad) is the source of this 2776-nucleotide messenger RNA. It is a transcript of the gene rtn4rl2a, whose product is annotated as reticulon 4 receptor-like 2 a. Gene Ontology annotation, cellular component: plasma membrane. Bases 155 to 1528 code for a protein of 457 amino acids. The record is from RefSeq and is a predicted model, not a curated record. NCBI's taxonomy places the organism in Eukaryota, Metazoa, Chordata, Actinopteri, Clupeiformes, Clupeidae. Gene Ontology annotation, molecular function: protein binding. The transcript has 3 exons.